Beauveria bassiana ARSEF 2860 is the source of this 1845-nucleotide messenger RNA. RefSeq lists its product as uncharacterized. The transcript has 2 exons. The record is from RefSeq and is a predicted model, not a curated record. The coding region runs from base 1 to 1845 and encodes 614 amino acids. NCBI's taxonomy places the organism in Eukaryota, Fungi, Ascomycota, Sordariomycetes, Hypocreales, Cordycipitaceae.
AUGGAUGAGCGAUCAUCAAAACGGCGACGGACCAGCGGCGCCGCAGACGUGUCGAGCCCCAGCCGAGAAGACCGCGCAACACCGCGGUCGCGACGCCGCCGCCCGUCGAAUGAGUCGCCGACCAGAGCCAGCACAAUGCGCCAGAAUCCAGAGAUUGUAGAGCGCGAAGAAGCUCCAGCUGCGGCAGAGACCUCCGCCGCGCAGACUGCGGAGCAAACAGCCACUGCCAGCGAACAGCAAACACCACCACGCCGUCGGCUAGCCCGUGGGGGGAUUUUAGCACCGCCGGGACAGGAACAACCGCCGCCAGCCCUGCCCACGAGAACGAGCACAGCAUCACGAGCCGAAACAACACGAACAAGGACGACAGAAAAGCCGACCGCUAAAUCUGUGCCCAGGACAGGUCGUCCCGAGCCAGCUGCUGGCACGGCUGCCGCCCCGCCGCAAGCCGAGCCAGAGCUACCCCCCGCCAGACCAGACCCUGUCACAUCUUCACCGUCCAGGGGCAUACACGGCAGCCCAUCGCGUUGGCUAACAAGGGCAAAGCAAAAAUCCUCGCCCCUCAAGCAGCCACCGAUGCGGCCCGGCGAAGAGGAGCGGCCACAGCCAGUGCCGACGCCUCAGGCGCUGCAGCGUCGCCCGAACCCACCCGCCGCAGACAGCACCGAUGAACGACCACGCGAUACAGAACAUCCCGACCCGGCGCGAAACGUGUCGAUGCAGGACCCGGACAAGGUAAAGGAGCGGAACGCGCUGCGCGAGGAGCUUGCGCAGCUGCAGAGGGACCUGGAGAUGGCGACGCAGGAGAAUGCGCGGCUGCUCAGCACGCAAAAUACGGGACGCUACGCUGCGUCAGGGAACAAGGAUAAGAUUCUGGACCUCUUGCGGCGGUCGCUGAUUCCUGCGGAUCCUCUGACGCUGCAGCCGCAGUCGCAGCAGCUCAUGCUGGCGGCACUCAAUCCCAUCGGUCUCCUGCCCUUUAGCAGACCGGUGGCCACGCUGGUGCCGGACAAGGACGACAGCAAAGACAUUGCGUCGCACCACCCCAUCGAGAUGUCGGCCGAGGAAGAACUCGGCUAUCUAAAGGUGUUUAGCCCCUUUGACGUGACAUCCAGCAUCGCCGCGCUGCCCGCCACGCGGGAGCACCCGUUCCGCCAACGGCGUCUUCUUACGCUGCGCGACAGAGAGCGUCUGUUUCAAGCGCGCGUCGAGCUCAUUGUUAACCCCGUGACGCUCGCCAUCCUCGAGCUCCGCGUCCUGUCGCUCGAGCCCGCCGCCGCCGCCGAGCUGCAGCCCUUUGUCGACACCAUCUGCGAGGGCCCCUGCAACAGGAGCAUGCAGCGCAACGUGGGCGUGCUCUUUUGGGCCAUGGCCGAGUGGCGGCGCGCCGCCGUCGAGCGCGCAGAGACGUGGGCGCGCCUCGACGCAGAGGUGCUCGCCAAGGGCGGGCCGGCGCAGGCAGCGGCGGCGAUGCGUCGACAAGCCGAGCAGAGCGGCGAAAAGGUGGCGGCGCCGCCGCCGGAGCGGGAGCGAAUCGUGCUCAGGGGCGCCGAUCUGAGGUACUUGAUGGGCAAGCAGGCGUACGACAUGCCGAUUGAAGCGGGGGAAAGUCAGAGGGACCAUGCUCAUGUACGGCUUGAGUGGAAGAUUGGCUUUGACUGGACGGGCGAGGCGGAAAGUAAGCUCGCGAUUCUAGAAGGCGUGCCGGGAAAGUGGAGACGAGCCGAUCGCCGUGGCAGCUUGGGCAAGCUGGGAGGCCUAUUUCGAGAUUUGGUGCAGCGUGGCGAGGAUAUAGAUGUCGCUGCACGCAAGGUCGCAGCCCUACUGGUCGACGCCAAUGUUUGA